UUCCCCCAUUUUUGUAUGUGUGUGUUUUUUUUCCAAUCAGGCGCUGCGUUAGGCAGCCCCAUCCGGCGUUGGCGCGGGGUCCUGGCCGGCUCGCGCUUCGCGCCCCGCAUCCCGGAAGUGAAGGCGCCGCUCACUUCUGGCCGCGGCCGCCGCUCGGAGGAGACUCGGGCGCCCCUCCCCCCGCAGGAGUCUCAGCAGACCCCUCCCGGCGCUGUCAUGGCGGAGAACGACGUGGAUAACGAGCUGCUGGAUUACGAGGAUGACGAGGUGGAGAACCAGGCGGCCGGCGACGGGGUGGACGUGCCCCCCAAGAAGGACGUCAAGGGCUCCUACGUCUCCAUCCACAGCUCCGGCUUCCGGGACUUUCUGCUGAAACCCGAACUCCUCCGCGCCAUCGUCGACUGCGGCUUCGAGCACCCCUCGGAAGGUCAGCCGGACGCCUGGGUCCCACCCCUGGUGCGGGGGGAGGGGGGACUGGGAGCCAGGACUCCCGGGUUUUCUU
Molecule: messenger RNA, 502 nt
Organism: Chrysemys picta bellii (western painted turtle)
Lineage: Eukaryota; Metazoa; Chordata; Testudines; Emydidae
Source: RefSeq, a predicted model, not a curated record